Molecule: messenger RNA, 1296 nt
Organism: Carlito syrichta (Philippine tarsier)
Lineage: Eukaryota; Metazoa; Chordata; Mammalia; Primates; Tarsiidae
Gene: POU2AF3
Product: colorectal cancer associated 2
Exons: 5
Coding region: 233-988 (251 amino acids)
Cellular component (GO): cytoplasm
Molecular function (GO): DNA binding; POU domain binding
Source: RefSeq, a predicted model, not a curated record
UCUAGAGGUUUUAAAUACUUGGCAUGAGGGGGAAAAAACUCAAACCUAUACCCGAAGGUAUAAAACAUUAAUUCUGUUUGUCUCCUGCUCCAGGGACCUGGAUGCAGCCGGAUGCUUUGUGAAACUUUAAAAAUGUGGCAUCUCUGCUUCUCUCCCAGCACAGGAGUGCUACCAGGCGCUGAGUCCCUGCAGCUGCAGCAUCCAGCCACCGACCCAGCUCCUGCUGACCAUCAUGUCGGAAAAACCGAAGGUAUAUCAAGGUGUCCGGGUGAAGAUCACAGUGAAGGAGCUGCUGCAGCAGAGAAGGGCGCACCAGGCAGCCUCGGGGGGAACCCUGUCUGGAGGCAGCAGCAUGCACCUUUCAGACCCGGUCGCACCAUCUUCUGCAGGACUGUAUUUUGAACCAGAAUCUAUUUCUUCCACAUCCAAUUAUUUUCAACCCCGAGAAUUUUCCAGCUGUGUUUCUUGUGAAGAAAACCCAAGCUGCCUGGACCAGAUCUUUGACUCCUAUCUUCAGACAGAGACAUACUCAGAGUCUUCGCUCAAUUCCAUGCAAGGUGGCCCACCCUGUUUCCCAGACGGCUUCCAGGCUGCCCCUUUCUGCUUUAACCAGAGCUUGACGCCAGGAUCGCCUUCAGAUUCCUCCACACUUUCUGGCUCCUUAGACUACAGCUACUCUCCUGCUCAGCUGCCUUCAUAUGCUCUGGAGAAUUACAGUUCUCCCCCUUCUCUGGACACCAGAAACUGUGGCUACUCCCCAGAAGACUACGCCUACCAUCACUUGUCUUCACACGCUCAAUACAACUGCUUCUCCUCGGCCACUACUUCCGCCUGCUACUGCCCAUCUUGUGAAGCUGAGCACCUGGAUGCUCUCAGAGCAUCAGAGUUCUUCUAUCCAGGCACAGACUGUGUGGACUUUGCCCCCUCAGCAGCCGCCGCCAGCGAUUUCUAUAAGAGGGACACAAACUGUGACAUCUACUAUAGUUAAUAGAAAUGAGUGAUUUGGAACCUGGCAUGGGUAUAUCUAUGUUUCUACCAUGUCUAGAUGACGCUCCAAAAUAUGCAACUUGCGAUCGAAAUGUCACAAGCACAGUUUACAUGUCACCAUUUUCAAUUUUCUAUUUCCAACUUAGGCGUUAAUAUGAAGUCCCCAAACUCACUCACAGUGCCAUUCCUACUUUGUAUGCUCAUGGUUAAAGUUUUUAUAGGGAACUUCCCAUUGUUUUAUUUUUCUGUGUAAUAAACAAGUUCUCUCUCUCUCUCUCUUUUAAAACUAAUAAAUAAUUUUGUAUUACU